AACGAGCAUGCGCAGUUCGGGGCUCGUGACGUCAUCAGGUGAAGUCGGCAGGCCAGAAAAGAAGGGAAACCUCUGACGGUAAGGGAGGGAAAACAUCCCGUUUCGGCAAAGUUGGAGGCCCCAAACUCUUCUGUCUGACGCGAAGACGCACAGAAAGCCAGUGAUGCCAUGGGAGGGUGCAUCGGGACCCACCACGACCGAUCGUCGGUCACAAAUGACACGGAAAACAGCUCGCCCGUUGCAAUGGGAAGAAACCAGCCUCUCAAGAAGGACAAGCCAAAGUGGAAGUCUGACGUUCCCUUUACGGACGGUCAACUGCGCAGCAAGAGGGACGAGUUCUGGGAUACGGCACCGGCGUUUGAAGGGCGCAAGGAGAUCUGGGAUGCCCUGCGGGCAGCGUGCAACGCAGUGGAAAGCAACGACCAUGAGCUAGCACAGGCCAUCAUAGACGGGGCAAACAUAUCACUUCCUCAUGGGACUCUCCAAGACUGCUAUGACGAACUGGGGAAUAGGUACCAGCUACCGGUGUACUGUAUUUCCGCACCAGUCAACAUGAUCUCCGAGGAGCAUAGUGAAUCAGACCCCAACGAUGUUCCUGAGUCAUUAACCACCGGCGAGGAGGUUUCCCUUAAACUUAGACUUUCCACAGGCAAGGACCUGAAACUUAACGUGCAGACCACAGACUCUGUGUUACACAUUAAGAAGAGACUUAAUGCAGAAGAGGGGAUCGAAUCAUCGCGGCAAAGGUGGUACUUCUCCGGGAAAUUGCUCCAGGAUAAGAUGCGGAUAGAAGAUGCAAAAAUCCCUAAAGGUUUUGUGGUCCAAGUCAUUGUUUCCCAGCCCGAUCCUACCCCUGUGGAUGGUUGAAAUUAUUUUCCUGCGGUAUUGCUGCUACUUUUGCCUGGAAGAGUCGAGCAUGUGAUGAAACCCCCUUUCUUUCCCAUUGAGCUCACACAUAUUGUUAACUGCUAUCGGUAAACCAGAAAAUGAUGAGCAUCGUCUCCACAUGUCAAGUGUACAGUUUAGUUGUACAUUUAGCAGCGCAUCUGUGUAUACAAAAUGUGCAGGUAAAAGUAUAACUAAACUGUACCCUUAAUCAUGACAUACAACUCUGUAUAUACAUGUAAAUGUGCUUAAGUAAAAGUCUUUUACAAUUCAUGCGCAUUGUCUUUGAUAAGCGCCAGAGCAAGAAAAAUGAUGAGGAAGGAAAGGGAGCUAGACUUUGAACACAUUUUCUGCUUGCAUUCAGUAGCACAAAAACAAAAGUCUCUUGCAAUAUAUUCAGAGAAUUUUUAAGUAAAACGUCUGCUGUAGUUACAUGCAAAAUGAUGUUGGUUUUGCAUGAUGACCCUACUGUCUGUGGUGGUUUGUCUCUCUUUUAGACAUUCUGGUACUGUAGAGGGGCCUGCAUGUAUGUAGAUGUCUUGUUACUCACUGUGUUGUUCUGUACAUAUGUAAAUCUUGCUGCAAAAAUCCAAUGAAGGGGACACUUAUGUAACAAAGUAACUGACAGAAUUGGAUGGUCUAUUCUGUGUACAUACAUACAUACCAUUAUAAAGAUAAAGCUCUCAAGGUACCAUAGCACAAGUAUGACGUAAGACUGCACCCACAAGCAUAUAAGGCCAUGGUAAUUAGAUGGGACCAGAUGUCUCACACCAACAUGGUCUCUAAUGCUAUUGUUUUAGAAGGUAAUUGUUUCAACUCACCUUCCCAUUUAAAGCACCUUAAGCUACAUCCCUGUAUUUGGCUGCAUUUCACUAAGAAAUGCGGACAAAUAGAAAGUAAUGUGACAAAAAUAAAAUGACCUAACCGUUAAUGAAUUAAUCUUGUUACAAAUUCCAUGUCUAUAAAGCAUCAAAGUCUAUAAAUUUGGCAGAUUAGAUGUCCUCACCUUUUGCCAUGUAUGCUAACUGAGAUGCAAAGACAGCCUUCUCUAAAUUUGUUUUCCAUUUUUUUUUAUCACAUUCUUAGUGUUGUUAGCUGAAGGAUUUGUAUUGAGAUCCUUUCCGAAUCCAAAGCCUUUCCCGUAUCCUGGGUCUCUAAAAUAUACAUGUAUGCUUCAAUACUCCUAGAUGUUAUGUUGGCAAUUAUAGAUGGACUAGUAGUACUAUUCUAAAUAAAUCAGAAAAAAUGAAAGACAGUUGUUAUGUUUUGCUAGAUAUAACUGUAGAUUUACUUUGUAUUUAUCCUUAGUCACACAUCUCCAUAACAUCAAUUCUUUGUGUUUGAUGAGGAAGUCUUAACUUGUAAAACACUUGGUCCAGUGUGCUUCUUUGAACAUGGAAGUAUAUACAUGUACAUGCACACAAGGAAAUUGCAUACAUAUACAUGCAUUCAUAUACGGUGUCACUACAUUUUAUAGAUUAUUUCUGUUGUUUUAAGCUCUAUUUUGCCAAUUGUAUAAAUGUCUGACAUAGAAAUCUUGCAAUUAUAUCUGGCCUUUUGGUUGUUUCUAAGGUUGUUUAUAGCGACUGCUGGAAAAAGGCUUAAAGAAGUUAGCUAGAAAACUGAAUGCUUCAAGACAUAACAAUUCUAUUAAAUACUUUGCAUUGUUACAUUUAAUGAUUGUAUUCAAUGACUGUAAAUAUUUGUCACAGUAAGUAAUUUACUUUUAAUCCUACAAAAUGAAAUUGAAAAACCUCCUUGUCUGAAGGAAAGCCAUGGAAGUAAAGGCAAAGGAAGGAACCUUCUUCACAAAAAUGCACCGCUAUAAGCUAAGAUAUAUGUGCCUAAGUUGUACGUAGCAAUGGUAAUUUACAACCAUUACCAUUUAACGGUUUAUUGACUUGGUCCUAAGCUUGAUUUUCAGGACAUUAAAUAUGACAUCAACAGGCUCGCAAAAGAGAAAAUUACUCCGCUCCUUUGACUUGAAUCCUUCAGACUUUGACAUCUAACUUAAAAACGUCUUAAGGCAUACUUCAUGUACAAAAAAGAAAUUCAUCCGUACAUUUUAGACUGAACUGUUAUAGAUGUAAUCUAGAAAUUGUGUUCCCUAGUGCAAUAUUCUUGUUUCAUCUCUGUAGUGUUACUUACUUUUUUUUUACAAAAUCUUGAUUUUCAGUUCAGUUUAUCCAUUAGGUGACUUGUCAUAAAUGUACUUGACUUUAUAGCUUAAAAAGAUUCCAUCAUGUUUGUUGUGUUCAUUGUCAGAAGCAUUCUCAAGUUGAUGUUUGUUGUCCCUCAAUGUUGCUCUUCUUCCUCUUUUUGUUCCCUUGUUGUUGUUUUUUAAAACUUGUACUUUGGUCAAAGGAAAGUUGAAAUUUAUACAGAUGCAGCAAAGAUGUUCAUUACUGUAUAAAUCACAUCUUUGUAUCAUUUCAUUUUCUGUGAUGUUUUAUUGGCUUCAAAGUGUGAUGUUAUACCAGUAAUCUGAUUUUCAAUGUUGCGGAGAAUGUCCAACAUAAAUGUCAUGUAUGUACAUCUCCACAUUGAAAUUCUACGUUCCCAAACUUGGGUAAACCUGUUGGUCGUACCAGUGGUUUAGAACCAGUGGUUCAGCAAACAGGGUAAGCUUAACCAUUAGUACUCUAAGACCAGUGUAUGGCAACAAAUUUGUUUGUCUUUCAAAUACAUGUCAUUUUGCACAUGAAAGAGCACUCAGAGUUCUUGCAUGAGUACAAGUUGUGCACUUGAGUUUGCUGUGCUAACUGCUGGAGACUAACAUUUUGCAGUUAACUUUGCCAAUGUACAGGUGUACCCAUAUUACAUGUACAUUGUAGUACAUUAUAUUUUGGCACGUAGUAUAAGGAGUGCUGAGGGUUAGAAAGCAACAGUCAGAACCUCAAGGAUGUAAAUUUGUUGUUCAUUUUUUUCCUUUUUAAUAGCUACUUUAUAAACAACCCAUGUACUAUCAGGUUAGGAAGCAGUGUAUCAAUUAAGUUUAAAUAUAGAUAAUCCUUACUUGUUUAAAGCUUUAAAACUGUCUAUUUCCAUGUUUGUUCCAAACAAAUGGUCUGAAAUGAACAACAUAUAUCACAAUCCUGUUUCAUGUCCUUAGAGUCAGUAGUACUGAAGAUGUUGCUUAAAAUGCUGAGAUAUUCUGGGGGAAAAAAUGUAGUACUUCUGACUCUGAGCAUGUCAAUGUAAAUUUGCAGCAUACGCUAAUAUCUAGUAGAAAAUUGUUCUUUAAUCUGUCGUAAUGACUUCGUUUGUAUUCUAUUGACAUUCCAGGCCAACUAAUGACUGAUACUUUCAUGCGCAAUGGAGCAAGUACAAUGAACAAUGUCAAUGUCUAAAGUUAAAUGAGGUUUGUUAAUUAGUGCUGGGGGGUGAUUAUCCCCAUCCACAGACUGGAUAAUGUACUUGCAUCAAAUGUCGCUUUAAGUAUACUAACUGAAUUUUAGGAUGUGGAAACCACAGAUUGGAAACCUUCAUCAUGUCUGCAUAGCAGAAUUAUUUAGAUACCAUCAAUGUGUAACUUUUUAAAGCAAUGUACUUUUCCUGUGUUAUAAGCACCAUGAUUUGUACCAUUUCUGUAUCAUUCACAGCUUAAACUGUAUAUAGAGAUUUUGUUCAAAAUGGAAAUAUUUUCCAGGUUACAAUUGUGUACAAUGUACAUAGAUGUAGGGUGCAUUCGUUUGUUGUGUUUGCUAAAAUCUUGUAUGGAAUCAAACUUUUGUGUGAAUAACAAGUUAUUCUACUACUGUCAACUGUGAUAGCUUUACAAAACAACUUAAGAAUAAAAUCUGCUGUACAUCUA
This is a messenger RNA of Branchiostoma floridae (Florida lancelet), 4699 nucleotides long. RefSeq names its product ubiquitin domain-containing protein 1-like. Gene Ontology annotation, molecular function: protein binding. The record is from RefSeq and is a predicted model, not a curated record. Lineage: Eukaryota; Metazoa; Chordata; Leptocardii; Amphioxiformes; Branchiostomatidae. The coding region runs from base 169 to 867 and encodes 232 amino acids. The transcript has 3 exons.